Molecule: messenger RNA, 1544 nt
Organism: Sinocyclocheilus anshuiensis
Lineage: Eukaryota; Metazoa; Chordata; Actinopteri; Cypriniformes; Cyprinidae
Product: endophilin-B2-like
Exons: 12
Coding region: 57-1232 (391 amino acids)
Biological process (GO): membrane organization
Cellular component (GO): membrane; cytoplasm
Molecular function (GO): protein binding
Source: RefSeq, a predicted model, not a curated record
GGCCUCUGCGGAGCGCCUGAUGCCGCGGGGAUUCCGCCUCUUUCCCCGCUCACAACAUGGAUUUCAACGUGAGGAAACUCGCUGCAGAUGCUGGAAUAUUCUUUUCACGGGCUGUUCAGUUUACAGAGGAGAAACUGGGACAGGCUGAGAAGACCGAGCUGGACACUCACUUUGAGAAUCUGCUGUCCAGAGCUGACUGCACCAAAAACUGGACCGAGAAAAUCUACCGACAGACUGAAGUUGUGCUUCAGCCAAACCCUGGGGCUCGCAUCGAAGAGUUCCUGUUUGAAAAGCUUGACCGGAAGGUUCCACCGCGGCCCACUAAUGGAGAGAUCUUAGGCCAGUUCAUGCUGGAGGCAGCGAAGGAGUUUGGACCGGGAACCCCAUACGGAAGCACCCUGAUCAAAGUGGGCGACUGUCAGAGGAGACUGGGCGGCGCUGAGAGAGAGUUUCUGCAGACCUCAUCCAUUAGCUUCCUCACACCCUUACGCAACUUUCUGGAGGGCGACUGGAGGACCAUUUCUAAAGAGCGGAGACUCCUGGAGAAUCGGCGCUUGGAUCUUGACGCCUGUAAAGCACGUCUCAAGAAGGCCAAAACAGCAGAGGCCAAAGCAGCUGCUGUUCCAGACUUUCAAGAGACCAGACCGUGUCAUUAUGUGCUGUCUGCCAGUGCAUCUGCGCUCUGGAACGAGGAGCUUGAUAAAGCAGAGCAUGAAUUGUGUGUUGCUCAGACAGAGUUUGACAGACAGGCUGAGGUCACCAGACUCCUCCUGGAGGGCAUCAGCAGCACACACGUGAAUCAUCUGUGCUGCCUGUGUGAGUUUGUGGAAGUGCAGGCGAUGUAUUACAGCCAGUGUCACAAGUAUAUGCAGGAGCUGCAGAAAGAGCUGGGCAGUUCCAGUGGAGACAUAAGAUCCCCUCACUCAUUGGAGGUGAAUUCCCACCCCGCCGGCAGCCCAACAGACCCGUCUGCGUUCCUGCCACUGAACUCUCCAUCUCCGCUGGAAACAGACACUCUGCAGAUUGAAGAAGUUCAGCCGCCCGCCAGCGGCACACGCAAGGCUAAAGUGCUGUAUGACUACGACGCUGCAGACUCCAGUGAGCUCUCGCUGCGGGCCGAUGAGCUCAUCACUGUGUACACAGUGCCUGGAAUGGACUCUGAUUGGCUGAUUGGAGAGAGAGGAAACCAGAAGGGGACAGUGCCUGUUACAUAUCUGGAGCUGUUGAGCUAAAGAGGCGAGACACACACACACACACACACACAGUUUCCACUCUUAACACUCAGCAAUGAGCAAAUAGAUUCAUGGACAAUUAUGAGAUCAACCCAUGUGUGCAUCUAUUUACUGAAAAGCAAAUAUUGUGUGUUUUCAUGCAUGUCAAGGAGAUACUGAUUGACUUGGCUUAAUUUUUCUGUUUGAUUUUAAUAUUAACCCUUUAGGCGCCAGGGAUUUUUGGAAAAAUGCUGGAUUUUGACAUUAAGAUUUCAGAAGCUUGUGGCUUAAAAUGGCUUAAAGAUAGAGAUCUACUGUAAAUUAGAAAAAUGU